UUGAUUUUCAUGUGCUUAAGAAACUAUCAUCAAAAACUAUCUUCAAAAUUUAUACUGACGCACUUUUCGAGUUAAGAAUUGACAAAAACGUGACUUAAAACUUACUUAAGAGCGCAUCGUUCGUAAAAUUGUCACAGCAAACGUAGAUACUGGAAAUAUGAAUGGUUGUUGUGGCUUUUAAAUUAUAUGCGCUCUUGGUUAGAACUAAUCAAUCUAUUGUUAUGGAGCGUUGUGGGAACUUUUCCCCGCGGAUUUUGCUGCUGGCGAUAUUACUUGUCGUGUUUGUUCAAUUUAGCGAUGCCACGGCACCAACUCUUUCUCAGCAUGUGGAACAAACAGGAACAGAUGCCAUUGAAAUGUACUUGGAGUUUGCGGCGCCCGCGACUCUAAGAAGAGACGGUGUAAUCAUUGCUACCAGUGCAGCUGGCACCAUCGUAACUUCAUCCAACUUCACCGACUCUAAUUACGUCAACAACAUUGACCAGCCAGAUGCUCUGGAUGCUGGAAGCAGCUACAGCUACUCUCUGGACGACGCUUCUGGUCUUGGUCCUACUGCUCAGAUCAUGUGUACCCGUGCACUGCCGCCAUCUGCCAUUGUCGCAAGUGCGAUGAAUCAAAGCGUGGCCAAAGUCUUCAUCACUACAAACCCUGGCAACCCCUCAAACUUGGAUGGUUUCAAUGUGCGCUCUUUGGAUGGAUCCAUUGACUCUAACGAGACUAAUACAGAGAUAACACUUGAUGGAUUGCCUGUCCCAUUCACUGAGUACGAAUUUGUAGCGAAUCAGCUCUUCUUUUGUGCUGCCGGGGAGGAUAUGAGCAGCGUCAACACCUCCUCCAACAAGAUCCGGCUGGCCCCGGCGACUCCAAACAUUUCGGACGUAUACGCGGUCCCCAUAACCACCGACGUCCAUUUGAACUUUAGCUUCUCGAGUGUAGACUCGGACGUGAAAUACAACUUGUACAGAGACGGGGUGCUCAUUGAAGUGUUCUCACAGACGAACUACUCUAGUUUUGGAUCGACCGGAUUUGACUAUUUGGAUCCAGAUCUUGAGCACGGUUACGUGUACACGUACAUCUACGAAGCAGAAGACGAGUUCUCUGGUCUCAAAGAAGCCUCCGCCGAGAAUUCUGUCUGCACAUAUCCCGGUGACGUCACUGACUUGAGUUGGUCCAACAUGGCUGUUCAGCAAGUGAGUCUGGUGUUCGGGGCACCCUCUGGAAAUUACACCAAGUUCGUCUACAGCUACGAGGGAUCUGUCAGCUCGGGAUCAAACAAUGUCUCUGCAACAACCACAAUCGACGUGGCUGGACUUGGAUCUGCGGAAACUGUCACCUUCACAGUUCAGAGUGUGGUGGAUUGUCUCGGGGGCUCGCUAGAUGGCAACAACUCCACCGUCACCGCAUACACAAGUCCCCAAGCUCCAUCUAUCACUGCUACUGGCAUCAACAUUCGAAGGGAGGGCUUGAAUAAAAUCCAACUUGUAUGGGCUGGUAACACAGGCGAUGUCAACACAGACCCAAGCCUCAUAAAAUCAACCGUAUUCCGCAGCUCUGACGGUGGCGUGAGUUACGUCGAGGCGUACCCAAACACGACUCUGAAUUACAUAAUAGACGAGGGACUGUCUCCGGCGACAGAGUACACCUACAAAGUGAAGACAUACUACAACGGAUACCCUUCUCCAGAUUCGACCACCACCACUGCAUGUACUUACCCUACAAAGCCGCAGAACGUGACCUUUACCGCAAUCAACUCCACCGCUUUGAUCUGCACCUGGUCCGCCCCCAGUGUAUCUGGACCUGCUCUGAGCGACUACGAGGUCAUUUUCAAUGACUUAUCCGCCACUCCUGAAGUUCUGGACCUCGGUAACACUUCAAAGGUGGUUGACUUGACCAGAGCGAGUGUAGACCGGAAUUUGCCUAAUGUUUGCUAUGUCAGAACACGGACGGGGUGUUCUGUGGGGGGUAAUCUGGAGGGCAAGUGGGCUAGUGCAGUGGCCUACUUCGCCCCUUUUGAGCCCUCAGUGUCGGCCAAGGCCAUCUCGCAGACGGAAGUGGAAUUGGAAGUGAUUCCAGACUACGAGUUCAAUAACAUUCGUACAUAUCUUGCCACCAUUUACAGAGAUGGAGUUUCAAUUGCUGAAGACAUUGGGUUCCCGUGGCACUACACCGAUACCGGACGAGUGGCAGGAACCCAAUACUUGUACUCCGCCGAGUUCAAAGCGUUCGGCAGCUCCUCUGCAGUCUCAAACACAACUGCGACUUGCACGACUCCUAAAGAAGUCACCGACUUGCAAGUUUCCUUCUCAAACUCUAGUCACCUGACCGUCUCUUGGACCAUUCCUGCGGGUGUGGUUGAGGCGUUUGUAGUGCAAGCGAACUCGUUUAUAGCAGAGACAAACAUGAAUCAAACAGUGAUAAAUGUGACCGUAGGACUGGAUGACUACUCUAUAGAUAUCCCCACUUUGGAGGACGAGUCCUGCUUCAAUGUGCUCGUGAUGACACUAGUUUAUUGCGACCACUGGAUGCUUCACAACAUCAGCAGCCCGGGACGGCAUAUCAAAGCUUGCACAACUGUUCAACCGCCCAACAUAACAGUAACUGCAAGUCGCUACAACGAGAUCACCAUUAUAUUUGAGGACACUGACCCCCAGUAUACAUACCAUUUGUGGAGGGGGGCUCUCAAGCUGAAUGGGGUGGGGGCAGUUACAAUGGAUACAAAUGGCCUCACUGCGGGAGCUGAAUACUGCUACACUGCGGCUAUCCAGAAAAAUGGCGUCAUGUCUCCACGCUCCCAUUCCUUCUGUGCGUGCUCGAUGCCAUCUGCAGUGUCCAGUGUGAACAUAGAUGCGGCCACUGAUACUUCUAUCACAGUGGGAUGGGUGGAGCCGAGUGACGAGUACGAGUUCGUGCGCAUUGUCGUCAACAACCUCCACUCGAACAUGACUGUGCUCUCGGAUCAGUUCACGAUUGGAGUCACCAAUGCAGUCGAUAUUCCUGCUCUGCAGCCCAACACGCCAUACAGCAUCAUCAUUUCAAACGAGGUCUACUGCAAUUCUAAGAACUACACUUACAAACUGAUAUCGUCGGAGCCGAAGUCAAUUGCAGCCUACACCAACGCACAGAGACCUGUGCUGUCUCUCUACACAAACCCCCUUCAACCCCCUGCCGUGUCUGUCAACUUCUUUCUGCCUCUGGGGACGGAGGGCUACUCAUUCCAGCUGGAGCGAAACGGAAUCGAUAUUCCAUCCAUCACAAAUCCGUUCAAUGAUGUGAAUUUGGAACCAGCCACUGAGUACACAUACAAAGGACACUUAGUUGGCCACAGUGGGUCGGAGAGUCCUGUGAGUCAGGAGGUGGUUAUCUGCACCCAUCCUGACAAAGUGGUCAACCUGAGACAGACAGGAGCCACCACCACCACAGUCACAGUCGCUUGGGACGCUUCUGCAUACCAACCCAGUGGUUACUACGCAAUGCUGCACAAUCUGACCGAUGAUUUCGUGACUGGAGUCGACGCCUCUGCCACCGCAAGCAGACUCAGUUGGAUGUCCUCGACGUCCUCUCUUUCUGCCCGAAUAGGCGUGAACACCUUCACGGCCACGCUGAAUUCAUUCGACGGAGCAGCUAUGAAUCCGGCACAACAUUUUGUAGUGGGACUGUUGUCUUGUUUGGACUGCACCGAGACGGACUCGGCCGCACUUGUCGCGGAUGACUCACUGGUCGCUUCGGGUCAGACUUUGGCCCAUGAAUUAUGCAGCAACUUCGCGACAAUCACCGUCUAUACGAAACCAGAAACACCUGCAUGCAUCGCGCAUACAAUUGGCACGAAUGAGAUUCAACUCAACGCCACUCUGAAUGAUCUAGAUUUGAACCCUGCUACAAUUUACUUCAAACGAAGUGGUAUUGGAGGCUACAUUGUCUCGGACUUGACCUUGAGUGACCUCCCGUAUUCGGACACUCGUACUUUGGUUCCUGGCAGAGAGUACACGUACACUGUGACCAGCCAGAUUGGAGGAUUUGAGAGUGCCAGUUCAACUUGUGCUCAGUGCACGAAGCCUAAUCCGCCCGAGAACUUCGACGGGUCUUUCCAGGAUGACCAGGCCGUUAGAGUUACUUGGGAUGCCUCAGGCAUCAACGGAGACUUCGACUCUUUCGAAGUGUCCAAGGAGGACGAGGCUUUUACAGCCGUCACGCCCACCACUCAACUGUUCUAUGAUUGGACUGGACUCAACCCCUCCACCUGCUACAAGUUCCAUGUGCGCACUAAAGUAGACUGUGUCGCCAACUCCAACACACCCGUCUACUCUGAUACACUCACCAUACGCAAGUGCACUCGACCCUCCCAGUGUCAACUCACUAAGGUAUCGCCUGUUGACCUCUCGGAGGGUGGAUACUCGCGUAAACUGGAGCUGAACUUCACUGUGAACUAUGAGCACUCCUACAAGAUCUUCAAGUCGGGUGAGGCUGAGACACUCUACGAAGAGAUCGCCCAGGUGCAAGAUGACUCAGGUGUAUAUCUGGACACAAAUGUUCUAUCCGGAGUGGGCUACUGCUACAAGUGCACUGCCAUUGCCAAUGGAAUUGAGAGCAUCAGAUCAACCAGUAUCUGUUCGUGCAGUCUGCCAGCUGCUCCCGCCGAUUUGACCUUCAAUGCUCUCUCAGACAGUUCCAUAGAGCUGGCCUGGGCGUUCCCAGACAGCAACGGACGGUACACCGACUUCGAAAUCACACACGAUCUACACACUACUACUGCCAUGACGAGCAAUACGUUCACUUACACCUGGAACACGAAUCUUCUACCUGGAUCCGCCUACAAGUUUUACAUCCGAACCCAUUUGGACUGUACAGCCGCCAGUCCAGAUAUCGACCUCUACUCGCGAUGGUCUAUGGUGCAGGCCUACACGGAACCGUCGACACCUCUGUUGUAUCCGAAUGUGUCGGACACGAAUACGAUCACCCUGCAAGUGGCCAAUGCCUCCAGCUAUGAUUUGAUAAGGCUAUUCCAAAAUGGCCUUGAACUUCUGCCGGUGCCCGCAUCCUGGCCCCAUCGGGUCACCAAUUUGACCCCUGGAACCUCCUACGCUUUCUACGCAGUGGUGCAGAUCAACGGUCUCUCGGCUCAGAGCAAUGAAGUCACCUUCUGCACGACUCCGGAAGUGCCGACUGCCGUGCACACGACUACCAGGCAUUUCUACGGGUUCGAAGUGAUCUGGAAUGCACCGUCUGCGGGAGACUUUAGCGGGUACGAAGUAUGGACGAAUGCCAAUGUGUCAUCCCAAUGGUUCAACGUAACCCCUAUAAUGUCAGGCGGAUCCAUGAGCACAAAUCUGAAAUUCUACAAUUUUGACGUCGAUAAAGACUUCUCUUUCACCCCGGGUUCGGGAGACAACGCGCCAGGCAUCGCUCCCCCCUUCAUCCAACUGAGUGGUAUCGAGUCAGGUGGAAGUUACAAUGUGAAAGUGCAUGCUUACAAGUCGUGCAUGGUCACAGCACCCGAUGGAUCCACGUCUAAUGAAAUGUUUUACAGUGAAGAUGUGUCAACUGAAGCUUAUGUUGGUGCUCAUCCAGUGGUGAAGAUAGACGCCCAGUCCAUAUCCCAGACGGAGAUCCAGCUGAGUUUCGAUGACCUGUCCAGUCAAGUGGAGGCAGGCACUACAUUCACUAUCUACCGCUACAAUGGACAGAACAUGUUGGAUGCCACAUUCAAUCACGUGACCCUUGAUGACCUGCCAAUGAGAGAUGAAGGUCUCGACCCGGCCAGUUUCUAUUAUUAUACAAUCAGUGUGCACCUACACAAUGUCACAACUGACGAUGACAGCAGAAAUGCUCUGAUCGAGGACUACUUGAACGCCACCCAGUCUCUGAGCACGUUUCAUCUGGACUACCCAGCUGGUCCAGAGGUCUCCGCUGACAAGUCCAUCAGUUUCUACUACUACAAGGAGAGAUCUGCGUGCACUUAUCCUCCGAAUCCGUCUCAGAUGUCCUCGGUUGAUCUGGAAGUGGACGAGUUUUCCAUCAGCUGGACAGUGGAUAGUAUGGCUCACAUAGUGACAGAGUGUGCACCCUGGAACAACUCGGUGGGUAUCUUUGGAACCCCCGCUUGUGUCAAUGUCUCCCAGAUGAUUUACUUGGACGGAGAGUAUCACGACAUAUUGCGAGAUGACCAUACAACCCGUGACUACACCUACACAUCGCUCCCCUCCCCCAGAAGUGCCUACUGGGCUCAAGUGACCGUGGCGUUGACAUGCCCAGAUGACAAGAUCUAUCUGGACACGAGGGAGUAUAUAGAUUUGGGCACAUCUAGAAUGCCUUACAACCCAGCUCACACUUUGUAUAGUUACAGAAGCGAGAGCAGUUCCAUGUUCAAAGGUGUCUCCGGAUUCACGAAACCCUCAAACAUAGCCCUCUUGAAUGUGACCACUGGAAUGCAUGACCCCUCGACUGAAGUGGCCAUAUGGUUCAGUCAGGACGAAGAAGCUCUCGAGUACGAGACUGUCGCAACCUGGACUGAAGACCUCUCUGUGUCGCCUUUUGAGAGCCAUAAUCAAUCCAGAAUGGACACGACGCCAUACCAUGUCCUCACACACCUCUACUCUGGACAAGUCUACAGCAUAUCAGCCAGGGCCUACUGGGUCAUUAAUGGAUCCCUCACUAUCUAUGGAUUCUAUGCUCCUGUGGCCAUUGAGCAAACUGGGCUUUACCCACCUUUGGUCGAAAAUGCACAGUCGGCAUUCGGGGACCCUGUCCUUGUUUGUACAUACCCGAGCGAAGUUGAGAAUUUGGUGGCAAUUGGCCGCAACAACCAGACAGCCGGACUGACCUUCCAGAUCCCAGACAGAGGGGUGAUGGACGCCUUCAACGUGUCGCUGAGCAUGGGGGGUCGAGUGAUCCACACUGCCGUGGAAACGAACUCUCCCUACUACACCCCAGGUGGGUCUGUCGGGUGGAACUACACGGAUGGGGGAGUGGAGAUGAGGCCCUGCAGUGAGUUCGUGGUGUGGGUGAACACAAGGAGCCGCUGUGGUAAUCAGUUGGGGGAACUCUGGUCUCUCAGAGGGCAAUGGGACGCCGCAUACACAGCUCCUAACACGCCUUUGAUCAAUUACUCGAAUGUUCAAUCCAUCGGCGAGACUUCGAUCUACUUGGAGUGGUCUAUGAGUCAAGACACAGAUGAUCAUUGUGUGGGUUCUCUCUUCACAAUAUACAGAAACGGAGUCUUGGUCACAGACACUCAGCGGAAUCUAGAUCGCACUGAUACUGGACUGACUGCUGGCACCAUUUACACGUACACAGUGUCUGCCUCCAAGAAUGGCCAAACUAGUCCCCCCUCGGAAGCAUUGCAAGCUUGCACAUACCCGUUGCCUCCUCUGUCGGCUGUGUUGGUGUCGGGAGAUGACGAGCAGUCUUCCUUCACAGUGCAGUGGGAGGAACCAGCCAAUGGGACGAGGACUGGCUUCUUCUACAGCGACGGACUCUCACACAACAACACCAGGCUCCUCAACAACAACAUCACGUAUGUGGCACAGACUCCAGGAGCAGAGUUCAACUUGGACAUCGUCAUCUUCUCCUACCUGGACUGUCCAUUCACAAACCGAUUCCCAGAAGUAGAAUUAAUCUCCCCCCAGAGUUACUCUUUCAACCUCACCAAAUGCACCGCACCUUCCAAUCCGUGGAUAAACAUGACCAGAAAUGGAGACGAGGCUAUAGUGCACGUGUACGUUCCUCAAGGACAGUUCGACAGGAUGACGAUUGAACUAAACGAGAACCUUGCCGAGUUGUCGUUGACCUCGCCUGACGGAACCCCGAAUCCGACUCCCAACAACACUCUGUUUUCAUUUGUGGCCAACAGUCCUCACAGUGACUCGUCCAGCUUCUAUGACCUGGUUUUCACUGGUCUCAAGAAAGAUGUUCUAUAUGAAGCAUCCGUGGCAACUGUCUACGAUUGUUCACUCAACCUCAAUCUGCACUCAUCAGCAACAAAGAUCACCAUCCAACAAAGCAAACAAGAUGAGAUCUUGAACUUGACUCAUCCGAAGUUCGCCAUGGUCAUCUGUGCCAUAGUAGUGUUCCUUCUGGCCUUAGUUGCCGUGGGCGUAUUCAUCUGUCUCUAUCUGAAGUUCGUGAGGGGCGCUAAAGCUGCCCGCAGUCAGUGAAAUCAACAACGAAAAAAAUGGAUGCCAAUCAGACCACAGAUGGGAACCCGAAGAGAACUUUUAUCAUUACAGACAUUUUAAUUCAAACAAGGUGCGAUUAGUUCCAAUUCAACAAAUGUAAAUGCGAUUGCUUUCCUAAAAUAUGUUUUUAUUCAAUAUGUAAAUACUUAAAUACGUGUAAAUAUUAGAAUAAGAAUUAUCUUUCUUAAAGGUCAAUGAUGAGCAAAAUGUGAGAAACUUAUGAAAAAUUGAAAACUUU
Symsagittifera roscoffensis is the source of this 8409-nucleotide messenger RNA. RefSeq lists its product as uncharacterized. The transcript is spliced from 42 exons. Gene Ontology annotation, molecular function: protein binding. The record is from RefSeq and is a predicted model, not a curated record. NCBI's taxonomy places the organism in Eukaryota, Metazoa, Xenacoelomorpha, Acoela, Convolutidae. Bases 162 to 8150 code for a protein of 2662 amino acids.